ACCCUUCCGGCCGGAGGGCGACGAUCGCCGGGAGCGCUGCGAGGUUCCGGGCGAAGUUGCGGCGGUUUCCCUUCCACGCCGGCGCCCGCAAAGAAAGACCCCGAAGUAGCCGGGAAGCGGCCCUUCCCUCCGGCCUCGGGGCCUGCCUCCGGGAGAGCGCCGAUGGAGGGGCCGAGGGUGCCCGCGCUUUUCCCGCGAGCCAUCCGGGAGUUAGAGCAGGAAGAUGGCGAGCCAUCGGGCUGGGCGAAGCCCGGGGUCCCUGGGCCCCCGGGCCUUGGAAAUUCGAGAGAGUCGCGAGCCCCCCCGGCCGCCCCGAGGACGGUGGAGAUCUGUGAAGUCAGUGUCGUGCGCCCCAGCCGCCGUUCUCCGGAGUCGGAGGGGCGCCCAGAGCCUCCGUCGGCCGCCUUGGCCCUGGCGGUCAAGGACAUGAAGCGCCUGAUGGGGGAGUUCGGCGUGGACCUGGCCACGGUCACUCAGGCUUUUCUGAAGAACAGCGGAGAAGUGGCAGCCGUAGCCAGCUGCUUGCGGACCGGGCGGCGUCCAGACGGGCAUCCUUUUUGGAACAGACAGGACGAUGAGGACUUGCUGAAAGGCCGAGAGGGAGCCAGGAAUAACUUAGAAACAAAGUAUGGAAUAGGGAAUGUAAAUAAACGUGUGUUGUUCAGGGCAAGUUCAUGCCAGGAGUGAAAAUCACCAAAGCUGCUGCAGUAGGGGCAGUUCUUUUUGUUUGUUUGUUUUUUCCAAUUUUUAUUUGCAUAGUAAGCUAUUUACUGUUAAUUAGGAUUGCAGCUGUUCUUGAAUGGUCAACAUGUAUCUGACAAAGUUUUACAGAACAGACAUAGAUAUUUUGUUACAGCCAUGUUUCUCAGUUAAUUGACAGAAAUAUUCUGAAUAUUAGGCAAGAAGCUAUAUUUUUUAAAAAAAAAGUACAGACCACAUUAUCUACAAUAAAGCAGGGCCCGAAUCCA
Molecule: messenger RNA, 968 nt
Organism: Crotalus tigris (Tiger rattlesnake)
Lineage: Eukaryota; Metazoa; Chordata; Lepidosauria; Squamata; Viperidae
Gene: TERF2IP
Product: TERF2 interacting protein
Exons: 2
Coding region: 163-687 (174 amino acids)
Biological process (GO): telomere maintenance via telomere lengthening; regulation of DNA-templated transcription
Cellular component (GO): shelterin complex
Molecular function (GO): telomeric repeat DNA binding
Source: RefSeq, a predicted model, not a curated record